Molecule: messenger RNA, 2109 nt
Organism: Symbiodinium necroappetens
Lineage: Eukaryota; Dinophyceae; Suessiales; Symbiodiniaceae
Source: the annotation of a GenBank genome assembly
UCGAAGCUGAGGCUCCGGUAUUGGAAUCCCAGGCCGGAGGCUUCUGUGCUGUUGGAGAUCUUCUACCCAGACUCUCGCGGCGUGAACGUCUUCGUAGGACAGGGAUGGGAUGUUGCGAAGAAGAGCCCGACCGGAAACCCAAAUUCGGGGCUAAACCCAAAGCACCUGCUCCCCACAGCCAGCGGCAAACAUAACUCUGAUGGCCCGAUGGGGUCUCGGAUCCCUCAUGUCCGCAGCAGCCCUAGCACUGAUGCAGCCCGGAAGGAUCUCGUCAUCCGGCGCACACCCACGGUGAAGCUGAAGAUGAACAUCGAGAUCAGUAUCGUCGAGUUCAAUGGGCCACAGUUCCAGACGAACUUGGCUAUUCUGCUUGGAAUUCCACCCGAGCGUAUUUCUGUGGCAUCUGUUGCAGCCCGGCGUCGGCUGAAGCUGGUGCAGACCACUGCGGACGACUCUGACGCGUCAGUGUGCACGGCGGAGGGGAUCUGCAAGACGCCAGGCCGACGUCUUGCCGCCGUGGACCUCACGGACUUGGACAUCUCCAUCGAACCUUCCAAGGAUGCUGCCGCAGCAGCUUCUGGAGGAGACGCAGAGAGCCAAGGCGCAGAGGCGUUGAAUGCCCAGGCGGGAGAGCUUGGCGAGGUCUCUUCGAAUCUCCAGUCGUUGGCCUCGGGCUCCGAGCUGGCAGCUGCAGCCGGCGGCGAGGUCACUGUGAGCGACCUCGAAGUUCCUGAGAUUCCCGACGAGGCCAACAACGAGGAGGUGCCCAGCGCUGAUGAAGUCGCCGAAGUCGAGAUCGUGGAUGUCACCGCCACGGCUGCCUCGUCUGCCGCUGCAGAGGUCACUGUUGGGCUCACCAGCGGCAUUGCCUACACUCAGGUGCAACGCCGGCAUCCUGAAGGGCAACGUGGCGGCUUGCCAGCCCGUGGGCUGCGCCGAUCCCGUGGACGUGACGGUGGGAACAGCUACGGCGUCUGUGAGCCCACCAGCCAACAUGGCCUCCGGCAUUGUCUCCUCAGUGGAGUGCAGCACCGUGAACUCCUCGUACACCGGCAACUUCGAGCUGAGCUGCUCUAUGGGAACUCUCUCCUACGAUGUCUCGUGGGGGAGGAAGGAAAUCGCUUCCACAAAGAAGGCAACUACAAGCGUGCCCUGGGAGCGUACCACAAGGUGUUCUGCUUCGUGAACGGCUUGGUGCCACCACCUGCGGGUCAAAAGGACGCCUCGCAGGAUCCCGGUGGCCUUGGCAGCAACCAGAUUCCCCAAGACCGCGUGGAGGACCUGAAGAAGCUGAAGCAAGCUACCCGACUAAAUAUGGCAGCCUGCUACCUGAAACUUGGAGACUUCCACAAGUGUGUCGAAGCCUGCACUGCGGCGCUCGACUUUGGUGCCCACACGAAGGCGUACUUCCGACGGGCGCAAGCCUACGUGGAGCUCAGAAACUUGAGCGACGCGGAGGCAGACCUUGGUAAAGCGCGGUCUUUGGCGCCUGAGGACGCCAGAGUCCUUGCGCUGCUGCGCCAAGUCCGCCGAUCCAUGAAGCAGGGCGACGCGGAAGAUCGACAACGCUAUGCUGGCAUGUUCGGCAAGCCGGCAUCGGAAGAGCCUCCUGCAGAGGCAUCGGAACAGGCUCCCGCAGAGGAACCAGCUCUGCCGGAGGCCGUGCAAAAGGAGGAGGCCCCUUGCACUUGCACUGCAGACCCGCUGGAAGCUCCGACCCCGGCGCGCGCGGAGCGCCGGGCGGAGGCGCGCGACCUGGGCGAGGCGCACGAUGAGGCCAAGAAGCUGGAUCGCGCCGUCCGAGAACUAACCUACGCCUGGCAGCAGACAGACGCGGAGGUAAAGGUUUACGUGUCCUUCGACCAAGCCGAAGACCUCUCUGACGUGACCGAGUCGCAGGUGCAAUCAGAGUUCGGCGAGUGGAGCGCGAGCUUGCUCAUCAACGUUGACAGAGGGGUGCCCUUUGGCCUGCGCCUGGCAGACUUUCACCGCCGGGUAGACCCGCAGAGGUGCAAGUGCACUGUGCGCAGCAGCCGGAUAACGUUGAAGCUCGUGAAGCAAGAGCCGGAACACUGGUGGAACUUGCUUCAGAACUCCUCACCCGGUUAG